AGUCCUCGCCGUCAGUAGAGUGCAGCUCAAGUGGAGGAAGCAAACAUGCGAGAGUAGCUAGGAUGCAUGGACAAUGGCGCCGGUUGAAAGGAGACUUUAUCAGCGGUUGCUGUUCUUCGUGGUCAUGUUGCUUCCAAUCUCAGGUAUUUUAUGCUUUAGUGAAUUGUUUUUCACCAAGGAGCCCCGUGAUGUGACUGUCAUGAGGAAGGAGGCAGUUAUCUUGGACUGUCAAGCACGAGGAGAGGCCCCCGUUCACAUCCGAUGGCUCAAAAGUGGAUUAAAGCUUGUGGAGAGUGAACGGGUGUAUCUGCUGCCCAAUGGCUCCCUUUACUUUUCGGAGGUGGAGAGCAGACGAGGAGACAAAUCAGAUGAAGGGUGCUAUCAGUGCCUUGCUCAGAACAAGUUUGGAACAAUCCUGAGCCAGAAAGCCCGUCUUACAAUCGCAAGUAUGUCCUCUUUUGCACUCCAGCCAACAUCCAUAGUGGUGACUGAAGGCUCAGUUGCCAGGUUUUCUUGUAAAAUCAGUGCUCACCCUCCUCCCAUCAUCACUUGGGAGUUCAAUCGAGUCACUCUACCCCUCUCCACUGAACGAAUUACAGUCCUGCCCAGCGGUGUUCUGCAGAUCCACGGGAUCCAACGAGCAGAUGCCGGACAUUACCGCUGCAUUGCCACCAACAUCGCCAGCCGCCGCCGAAGUGCAGAAGCCACCCUCACUGUCACUCCAUUCCCAGCCCCCCAUCUUCCUCAAAGACCCCAUAUUAUUGCUGGACCAAAGAACAUGUCAGUGUCGCUGCACCAGAGUGCCAUCCUGGAGUGCCUGGCCACAGGAAAUCCACGUCCUCUCAUCUCCUGGAGCCGAGCUGACGGCAAAUCCAUCGAUGUUUACAACACUAAAGUGUUGGGAAAUGGCAACCUCCUAAUCACUGACAUUAAGCCGCAGCAUGGAGGGGUCUAUAUGUGCAGAGCCACCACUCCCGGCACACGGAACUAUACUGUCUCAUCAGCCAACAUCACUGUGUUAGCUCCACCUUCCUUGGUGGAAUGGCCAGAGAGCUUAACCCGCCCACGUGCUGGCACCGCUCGAUUUGUGUGUCAUGCUGAAGGGGUUCCGACACCUCAGAUCACAUGGUUCAAAAAUGGAGAAAAAGUUCAGUCCAACGGUCGGAUCAAGAUGUACCACAGCAAACUGGUCAUCAACCAGAUCAUCCUUGAAGACGAUGCCAUCUAUCAGUGCCAGGCAGAAAACGAGCUGGGGUCGGUCCUCUCCAUGGCCAGACUCAUCGUGGUGAUGUCGGAGGAUCGGCCAAGCGCACCCAGGAACAUCCGGGCCGACACCGUGUCGAGCUCUGCCAUCCUUCUGGCCUGGGAAAGGCCUCAGUAUAACUCGGAUAAAGUCAUUGCGUACUCUGUGCACUACAUGAAGGCUGAAGGAUUAAACAAUGAGGAAUAUCAAGUUGUCAUUGGAAACGAUACCACUCGCUACAUUAUUGAUGACCUAGAGCCUGCCCGCAACUACACCUUCUAUGUGGUGGCCUACAUGCCCAUGGGAGCCAGUCGCAUGUCCGACCAUGUCUUCCAACACACAUUUGAGGAUGUUCCCCUCCGGGCUCCAGAGCUGAGCCUCACCAGCCGCAGCCCCACAGACAUCCAAGUUUCUUGGCAGCGUCUUCCGAUGAAGCUGAGCCGUGGUCACGUUUCUGGGUACCGCUUGUCCUAUCGCACCAGUUCUGAGAGCGGGGUGUCACAAAUAGAGCUGCCAGGGGAAAAGACCCAAUAUUUCCUUGAAAAUCUGCAACCAGACACCAUCUACCUGCUGCGUAUUGCUGCUGCCACCAGCGCAGGGUGGGGCGAGCAGUCUGCCUGGACUUCUCAUCGUACUCCAAAGGCAUCCAGCAUUCAAGUUCCCUUGGCUCCUGAGCUGCAUCUGGAGCCUUUAAACUGCACAACGAUUUUAGCUCGCUGGCAUCUGACACCGAGAGGUUCAGCCAGAAUGCAGGGCUUCAAGCUCUUCUACCACGAGGAAAGCCAGCCUGAGAGCGCCCCAGUUCAGCUGAGCGCCUCUGUUAACAAACACAUCAUUGAAGGCCUUGACCCAAGAAAGAAGUAUCAUGUCAAACUCCUGGCUUAUAAUGUUGAUGAAGAUGGAUAUCAAGCAGAUCAGACUGUUAGCACUCCGGGAUGUGUCUCUGUUCGGGAUCGCCUAGUGCCUCCUCCACCUCCUCCACAUAAUGUUCACGUGAGGACCAAUACCUCCACCUCUGUGUUUCUAAAAUGGAGUCGACCGGCGUUCAGCUCCAGCCAUGCAGUUAACUAUACUGUACGCUGCAACCCUGUCGGCCUGCAGAAUGCAUCUCUAGUGCUCUACUUGCAAACGAACGAGCAGAGUUUUGUGGUACGUGACCUGGAGCCCAACACUAAAUAUGAAUUUGCCGUUCGCCUUCAUAUAGAGCAGCUGUCCAGCCCUUGGAGCCCCGUGGUCUAUCAAACCACUUUACCUGAAGCUCCCACACAACCCCCUUCCAACGUCAAAGUGACACUAAUUGAGGAAGACACAGCACUCGUUUCCUGGAAACUCCCCGAUGAACCCAAUGUAGCUGUGACGCACUACACUGUCCUGUACGCCUCUAGAAACACGUGGGCUGCUGGGAAAUGGCAAAUGCUGCGGAAAGAGGGAAGCUUGACUAUGGCGCUGUUGGAGAACCUCAAGCCUGGACAGGUUUACCUGGUUAAAGUCUCUGCAUCCAACCAAAUGGGCGAUGGUCCAUUUUCCCAGGUGUUGGAGCUGGCAGUAAGAGCAGAUCCCUCAGCUGGAAAAGACAUCAGAUUCUCCAGUGGCUCCUCACACUCCACAGGCUUUUCUGAUGGUUUCUAUCAUCUGGACCAAAAAUCAAUGACAGGUAUAAGUGUGGGCGUGUGCAUUGCUCUCACCUGCAUCAUUAUCUGUGCCUUCAUCAUCAUAUGCAGAGGCAAAAACAGGAAGCUUUCGGCUGUGAAGAUCUACAGAAAUGGUGUGAGCAGAUCUACCACACCUGUAGGUCAGCAGGGAUCAGAGGAACAGGAGGAGAAUGCUGAUGUGACCAUUCCAAUGAUGACCCAAAGCCACUACGUAGAUGCUAAAGGUGGAACAAAUCUUAUCAUCAAUUCUCUUGGACCUGUUCAGCCCAGCUCUCAGAAGAAAAAGAAAUGGUCUUUCUUCAGCAGUGACAUGAAAAAGGAGAGCUUUGCCAUGCAGGGACACGGCAUUGUCUCCUAUCAGGCUGGCACUACGAUGUUGACCUACGAGGAAGAACUGUGCAUUUCUCCAAACCAGCCCUCCACCCUUCAGGGCUUGCUGGAACAUUCAGGCGACACAGAAAGAUCUUCCAACAGCGACGGCAGCCAUGAAACUGGCGACUCUGGCCGCUACUCUCACGACGAGACGGAGUUGACCAACCUGUCUUCUGGUCCGAACAGCCGCCCGCCAUCUCUGUCGGCUGAGGACAGCAGCGGGGACUCGGACUGCAGCGGUCCUGCUGAGGAGCACCACGAGCUGUCAGAUGAGAGGGAAAUUGACCUGAUAGAGAGGGUCUGCUGAGAUUUGCCUCAAGUCACUGUGAAGCCCAGAGAGGUUUUCAGUCUGCAAGUGUGCAGCCAUGUCUGUGUUUGCGUGUGCAUCUAUUAAGGCAGUGACUUGCAAUCAAAACAACAUUGUGCAACAUCAAAAAUGGACAAAAUGACUUUUAUCAUUUAGCUAAGGUGUCACACUCAAAACAGAACAAAAUCCGCCUUGCAGAAGCCCCAAAUCUUACAUGUCAUUUCUUAAAUGUACUUUAAAACAGGUUAUUUAUGGGUUUCAUGUACCAGAAGUCUUAGCUGAAAGAGUGACUUAACAGAACCGAUUUUAAGUAAAAGUUUAGAACAUCAACCUACUUAAGAGAGCUUCAGAGGAACACAGAGCUUGUAAAGCUUUGGAAAACCUCUUCUGUAAUGCAUGUGCAUGUGUUUGCACUGAUGUUCAGAAAUAAGAAAGUAUCGUGGAAGGGGUAACAGCUUUAUCCAGGUCACCAACAUAUGGAAAAUUCACCCAUAAAGGCCUGUGGAUGUUGUUUUUGAUUGCAAGCAAACUGCUGGACUGAUUGUCAGCGUGAGAGUUUUGUAAGCUGUGUGAAGAAGCAGAAAGAGUGAACUUUAUUAUCAUUUAUCUUUAAAUCAGGAAGCCAGCAAAGACCUGAACAUUGUCAGCUGUUGGCCGAGAGGUUUAGUUGGUUUCCAUGGCUUCUCUUUCAAUGAAUGUCUUUUUUUAAGUUUCUUUUUCUGUAUAUUUUGGAGAGAAAAAAUCUCACCCACCGUGAAUGUUUAAAGAAAUAUAUGAAAUGUCAGGGAAGUGACAUAUCUGACAUUAUUUAUGAGAGUUUAUCACUGGAGCAGAAGGGGAGUGUGAGGUCUCUCUGCUUUUAAUCUACCUCAGUUUACCUCAGGGUAAACUUUCCACUAUAUUUUUUCUAACUACUUUAGGUUACGUGAUGGGCAGCUUCAUUUACACGUCUUGUUGUACGUCCUGAUAACUUUUGGUGUAAUUGUUGUCCCAUUUUCUUUUACAUUGUGUUUGAUUUGGUGGAUGGUAAGGGCACUGCAGCUUCCUCCUCUCACUCCACCUGGUUGUGUGGAAUGAAGGAUUUUAUCACAUCCUUUUGUUAUUUGUCCCCUCAGACGAUGCUGAGGUACUGAGCCAGUAUUAAUAAUAUUUUUGUCCAUUUUUGAGUUUGAAAGAAAUAAUGAAUGUCAGUUUUUAUUUUGUAUGCGCGUGUGCAGCUGCCCUUACUAUUCCUGUUUUAUACUACCUCGUUUAAGAGUAACUUUUGUUAUUGUAUUGAUUUCCUCCACUCAGGGAACAAGGUUUAGUACAUUGAAAAGCCAUGUAGUGUUACAUGGUGAACAGACAGGGUAUCUUCUCAGUGCUAAACUAUUGUACUGUGUAAUUUCCUAAUAGAAAAUCCUAUGAAUGUAUCUCUGACAUGCGUGCCAGUAGCUCAGGAAUUAGUGCUGCCUUUUCCAUAUAAUGCAAAUUGCCUCCUAGAUGACAGAGGGAGUCAGCAGAGCUGGUUGUUGUUGACUUCCCUGUUUGACUUGCGUAUAGAUUGACACCAGAAGUGCUUGCAGUGGCAUAUUGGGUUAGAAAAGCUUUAUAAUAUUUGGCCUUAAUGUGGACAGUGUUCCUCAGAUGACAGACACCAAAGCCUAAUCUGUCUGAGGGAGCAACUCCACGUGAGGAUGCGACACAUGAAGAAUGAUUGUAGUGGAAAAAGUGUCUAAUCAAGGAGACUGAAGUGAAGAAUGCUAUAAAAUGUUUUACCUCUAAAAUUCUAUUUUUCUUAGAAGUUAUUGUACUUCAGAGGAGUACGAUGUGUAGUUAUUUUGUAACUAGUUUUUGUUUUGAUGUAGAUUAGAUACAGAUUAGCACUUGUAGUUUUGUAUUUCAAGCCAAUGUGCAGCGGUGACUGCAAAGCUAUUACCCAAAGACUUGUUUGCGGAUUUAGUUUGCUAUGGUUCCUCGACUAAUCUCUGGCAAAAGGCCACCGAGGAAGGAGAAUUAAUCACAAGGGAUCAGACCAAAGAUGAAAUGUGGCCUUAGAGAUCAGUUGAGGCGCUGCACCUCAAACAACGCCAUGCGCGUUAGUGGCCUUCACCUGCUGCACAAAGAGUGCUGAGUUUUACAGACUCGCAGAAAGUGCUAGCAGAGGCUUUAUGGAGUUACUAUAAAUAAUCAGUUUUAUGCACACUGACCAAACUAUCCUGCUGCAGAGUUAUUUGUGAACUGUUGCAAACAGAUGUCUGUAUAGUAGGUGAAUAUUAUAAGAGAUAUAUACAGUGUAUUAUAUUGAUUAGUGGUCUGAGUUGCAACAGUGCAGUUUCAUGUUAAUGUGCACCCACUGGUAUGUUUCCACAAGAGUGAGUGAACAAUAAUUUUCUCAACACUUUAUUUUGAAAGAUAUACUCAAAUAAUUAUAGAGAUUAAAUAUUUAUAUUUUGAUAUUUUGGUGUAUUGAGAGUUCACUUGUACAAAUAAGUGUAGAUGUGAUUUAGUUUAUGACUCAAGAAAGAAACAUCAGUGGGUGCACAGACGUUGACAUGUUUCUGUGUUUUUAAUCAGUGGACUCUCCGAAGGAUUCAAUCAUUAUAAAGGGAAGUGAUUCGUGCGUUUCAAUCAUUUUAACUCUAAAGGGCAAACUGUUUGAACCAAAGAUUUUGAAAUGGUCACCGUUGCAUAUUGGUGUCAGAUAUCAGUUCAAAAGCAUCCUAUUUGUGUGAAACUCGAUCGGUUCCAGUGAUUUUUGCUUGGUAUUCUAUUUUUAGUUCAGUAUUUUGUCACAAUGCUUUUUUUUGCAAACUUUAAACAAAGCAAA
Messenger RNA from Oryzias latipes (Japanese medaka), 6383 nucleotides. It is a transcript of the gene prtga, whose product is annotated as protogenin homolog a (Gallus gallus). The record is from RefSeq and is a predicted model, not a curated record. Gene Ontology annotation, biological process: cell-cell adhesion. Gene Ontology annotation, molecular function: protein binding. NCBI's taxonomy places the organism in Eukaryota, Metazoa, Chordata, Actinopteri, Beloniformes, Adrianichthyidae.